Doryrhamphus excisus (bluestripe pipefish) is the source of this 2882-nucleotide messenger RNA. The record is from RefSeq and is a predicted model, not a curated record. Lineage: Eukaryota; Metazoa; Chordata; Actinopteri; Syngnathiformes; Syngnathidae.
AGACACCACCGAAGAAGAAAAUGCAAACGUUAGCUACAUAGCGCUAAGCAGGGAGUCGCCGUGUAUGUUUUUGCUAAGAUUUGCGUAUAAAGCUCGAUUUCCUUUUUCGGGGUUGUUACUUCAGCAUCGACUAAGCGUCAAAGUUUAUUAUCUCUCGUCUGAGUGCAUUUCGAAGCUGCUCCAGUUAGCUUAGCUUGCUAAGUUGCUAAGUUAGCAAGGUGUUGUUGUUAUUAUUGUGGGCGAAAUGUGUAAAGUCCAAAUGCUGAGAGCCUUGGUGAACGAGCGACUAACCGCUGCCGUUGACGAAAUAUUUGUAGCGUUCGAAAGAACGCUAGCAGAGUACGAGGGGGAACUUCGUCGAACGAAAGAUGAAAACGAGCGACAACGUCAGCUGCUGGACGCUGUGAUGUUCAAGCCUCAAAUGGAGUCACAAGGAGUGUUUGUGUUCGUGUGCCCCGCAGAAGUCAGCGAACAAGAUCUUCCUCCUGUGCAGCCGGAGUGGAGCUCCAGGCCUCCCACCAUCAAAGAGGAAGAGCGAGCCGGGAGUCCGGAUGAUGCUGACGUCAGCAAGUUUCCGGUGACCCGUGUGAUUGUGAAUGGUGAAGAAGACGACGAUGAAGCUCGGCGGUCACAGCUUUACCGCAGCGAGGCGAGGAGGAGACCGGCAGCGGGCAGCCCCUUCGCUCCGCUCUCGGAUCGUGACGACGCCGUGUCGCGGCCUCCUGGCGUCGACGAGGAAGACCGUCGAGCUGAUUUGAAAUGCUCUCAAUGCGGCAAAACGUUUGCCAGCAAAAGCCGCCUAAAAAAGCACAAGAAGCAUCACAAUGACAGCAAACAAGUGUUGAAGUGUUCACAAUGUGACAAAACCUUUGGCAGCAAGACUGAUUUGCAAAGACACGUGAGGAUCCACACGGGGGAAAAACCCUUCAGCUGCUCCUUUUGCGACAAAAAGUUCUCCGUCAAGGGAAAUUUGAUUGUGCACACCAGGACGCACACGGGAGAAAAAACCUUUUCCUGCUCGUCGUGCGAGCAAAGCUUCGGCGUCGGUUCGGCGUUGCGGAGGCACAUGAGAACGCACACUGGCGAGAAACCUUUCUCCUGCUCAUUUUGCGGUGAAAGAUUCUCUCAGAAGGGCCACAUGAUGAGACACACCAGGACGCACACUGGCGAGAAACCGUUCAGUUGCAACGUGUGCGAGAAAAAGUUCUCUGAAAAGUACAACAUCAAGAAGCACAAGUGUACUUGUAAGAACACCUCAGUUAGCGGAGGAACUUUUGCGGACAAAAAGGAGAACGAAGAACUACUGGACGCUGUUUUCAAGAAGCCCCAAAUGGAGUCACACAGAGCAGUGACCAUCGGAAGUCCUUCAAGACGUGUUUUCAUUGGUUCCUUUGGUGCGGUGCAUGCCGGGCAAUCCAUCGAUGAAGGAGAUCCACCCCCCGAGGAGCAGGAGUGGAGCUCCAGGGUGGCGCAGGGGGAGCUGCAGCCCGGCCACAUUAAGGAGGAAGAGGAGGAGCGCAGCAUCAGUCAGGAGGAGCAGCAGCUUGAAGGGCCGGAGGAGUUCCCCGUCAUUCGAGUGAUUGUGAAAGGCGAAGACGACGAAGAUGAAGCUCGGCGGUCACAGCUUGAUCGCAGUCCAAGCCAGGAGAAGAAAAGAACAGAAGCGGACAGCCUCUUAGCUCCGCUGUCAGACAGCGAUGACGCCACGUCGCGCUCUCCCGCCACGGAUGAUGACGCUAAAGACUUUAAAGCGGAUACGAGGCGUCACGCUGACAGCAAACACUUCAAAUGCUCCCAAUGCGACAAAACCUUUGACAAGGUGACGCGUUUAAAGUCACACAUGAGAUGUCACAAGGGAGAAGAAAUCUUCAUCUGCCCGUUUUGUGGCAAGAGUUUUGGUGUGCAGGAACAUUUGAUCAGUCACAUGAUGAUCCACACUGGAGAGAAACCUUUCAUUUGUUCAAUCUGCGGGGGAAGUUUUGCCCUGAAAAAUACUUUGAUCAUACACAUGCGAACACACAGCGGCGAGAAACCUUUUACUUGCUCGGUUUGCGGCGAAAGAUUCUCCCAAAAGGUCAAUUUAACAACUCACAUGAGAACGCACACGGGAGAGAAACCCUUUACCUGCUCGGUGUGCGGGGAGAAUUUCUCUCAAAAAGGAAAUUUGAUGAAACACAUGAGAACGCACACAGGUGAGAAACCAUUUCCCUGUUCCAUUUGUGGCGAAAAAUUCUCCCAGAAAGGAAAUUUGAUUAUACACAUGAGAACGCACACCGGUGAGAAACCUUUUCCCUGCUCAGUUUGUGGCAAAACGUUCUCUCUGAAAGGCAGCUUGAUGAAACACACGAGGACACACACGGGGGAGAAACCGUUUUCUUGUUCAAUAUGUGGCGAAAAAUUUGCCCAGAAGGGAAAUUUGAACAUCCACACACGGAAACAUACGGGCGAGAAACCAUUCAGCUGCAGUCUGUGCGAUGAGAAGUUCUUUCAGAAGGUCCAGCUGAACAAACACAAGUGCGCAGGUGAGAAGAGCGUCAGCACGUGAAAUAACUUUAUAACAACAUGGCAGCCUCGUUGCAUCUCCAUUGGCGGAUGUGAUGACAACAUGGAUGGACGUGUCCUUGUACUCUUAUUGUCAUGUUAAACACGUGUAAGCAACACUUUAAAAUCACACAAACACGUCUUCCUUCUUGUAAGCUGGUACUUGUGACCUUCAAUAAAUCACAAGUCUUAAAAGCCCAGUAUUAAAUGUGUGCCCUUUUUGCCUUAAACAGUAAUUGUAGUUAAUUGGCCACAAACCGAUUUUCUGUCAUGCCACUGAACUGUUAAUUAACCUCGGCAUACAUUUGCACAAGUAAGCACAUUUUUACACAACAUGAACA